Anastrepha obliqua is the source of this 2131-nucleotide messenger RNA. RefSeq names its product arylalkylamine N-acetyltransferase 1 (gene speck). The transcript is spliced from 4 exons. The record is from RefSeq and is a predicted model, not a curated record. The coding region runs from base 560 to 1417 and encodes 285 amino acids. Gene Ontology annotation, molecular function: N-acetyltransferase activity. Lineage: Eukaryota; Metazoa; Arthropoda; Insecta; Diptera; Tephritidae.
UUUGCCCAGUCGUUGAUCGUUGUGAGUGAACCGAGUAUAUUAAAUAAUCGGCAGUCGGUUAAAAUCAAUUUAUAAUUGAAAGCUUUAUUGGAAAUUCUUGAGGCAAUGCGACCAAUAAUAUUUACAAAAAAGUAAUUACGGCAAUCAUUUUUUUAAAUUAAAAGGACAUUCACAAACUUGUACGCUAAGAAUAAUUGAAUGAUCGCAGUGUAAAUAAAUGCCGGUAUAAUCGGGUUGGAUGCGUUCGCGCAUAAAUUUAUGUGACAAGCGAUUUAUCAACUUGCGCCAAUGCUAAUCGCUUAAUUAUAAAAUAAAUAAACAAAUCUCCCAUAGAAAUAAAACUUUCGCAAUACUUUCUGAGUGCUGUGAGACAGUGAUUUAGUGAUUUCCCCCUUUACACGUAUCAAAACACGUACACAGUGUUUCUCUUCAGCAGUCGGCGCUAAAGCCAGAAAAAAAAAAUAGGAAAAUAACUAAGAAAAAGGCAAGCAAAACAAAUCGUGCUGACAUCGAAAUUUGCAAAAUUCAAGCAAAGAAUAAAUACAUAUAUUUAUACAAAAUGGAAAUACAGAAUUUGCACGAACAAGCGAUGCUGAGGAAUAAGCGGGAUAUCGCGAAAAACGACGCGAUUAUCCUUGAGGCGCGGUACACGUUGUCGGACCUUUACCCGAUAAGGAGAUUAACACAGAAGAUGGAUAAUGUAUUAAAUGUGUCUGGCGUCACACAAUCUAACCCAGCAGCUGCUGAAGUUAGCCCUUAUAAGGUGCAACCAGUUACAGAUGAGGACAAGGACGCUGUAUUGGCUAUGCUCAGAAGAUUUUUCUUCAAAGAUGAGCCACUAAAUAAAUUUUUGAAUUUGGGUGAUUGUCCGGAGCUGGAGGAAUACACUUUGAAGUGUGUUAAGGAUAAUUGUUCAUUCAAAGCUGUCCACAAUAACGGUGAAUUGAUUGGUGUUUUCCUCAAUGGGCUUUUAAAGCGACCCCCUCCAGAUGCUGCAGUUCCGGAUAAACCAGCUGAUUCCUGCCAGCAUCAGAAGUUCAAGAAAAUCUUAAACUUCUUUGACAGGAUUGAAGAGAAUUUCAAUAUUUUCGAUUUGUAUCCAAAUACCGACACUAUACUCGACGGCAAAAUACUGUCAGUAAAUUCGGAUUAUCGCGGUAUGGGUAUUGCCGGUCGUUUGACGGAAAGCACUCUGGACUAUAUGAAACAGCACAACAUUCCCGUUAUGCAUGUGCUGUGUUCCAGCCACUAUUCGGCUCGUGUCAUGGAAAAAUUGGGUUUUCAUGAAGUCUACAAAAUCAAUUAUGCCGACUACAAAGUUAAUGGAGAAGUGGUGUUCAAGCCAGCUGAACCCCACGUUGCCGCACGUAUUUUGGUCAAAGAGCUCGCAGAAGACAAAUCUAAAAGUGCUCCAUAAUUACACAGAUUUAGUUAAACUAGAUUUUAGGAAACGGCGAAAUUUACUAUGUCAAUUGGUUGUAAAGAAUUACAAGUUGUGAAGAAUGAAUGUUUAGUUGUAAGCAUUAACAAUUUGGUGAGGGGUUGAAUCAAUUAUAAGUAAAUACAAGUACAAUAACAAAAUGUUACUAAUUACAAAUACCUUAAAUAUAAAGCAGAAUACCAGAACCGGCUUUCUAACGCCGCCUCAGGUGGUAGAGCAAGAAGCAUUCCACUUUGGGGCUGCCUUUAGGGCAUUGCUUAAUCAGUUUUAUUUUCGAAAACCUGAAAUCAGCAGGUAAAACUGCGUAUUAUUUAUAAUUGGUAGAAAUUAUCGGUUAAUAUGUUUGUGUGUUUUUUUUUCAAUUGUGUGUAUGUAAAUCAUAUGACUUUUUAGAGAUUAAUAAAAAUGUGAGUACAUUCGAUUCAUUGUGGAUUCAAAGUGCAAAACUUUCUAGAAGAUAUAUUUUUAAUUGAUAUAGAUAUAGUUGAUUGUCAAGCAUUUUCAAAUUAUAGCUUAUACACAUAAUUAUCCUUUCGGUGCCAAGCACUUAGCAAUAAAAAUACUGCAUUACUUUUUAAAUUAUUUUAUACGAGUAUGAAUACUUAAUUAUUUACUUUUAUAUCCAUACUUCACAUUCUUUACAAUAAAAACCAAAAUGCCUAAAAGGAAAUUAUGAAAAUAAAAGUGUAA